AUGAACUGUGACACACCGCACAACAAGAGCCUGAUCGUUGCUAAUGACACCAGGAUCAGCAUGAUAUCUCUGAGCAGCAGCGAACCCGUUAUAGAUCGGGUCCUCACCAGCGCUCCCAAAAACCUGAAAAGUAUUGAUGUGGACAUUAGAGAGAACAAGAUCUAUUGGUCUGAGAUAAACUUAGAGGGGGGAGCAAUCUGGGUGUUGGAUAUGAAAACGGGUGAAACUGAGAAGAUUGUGUGGGAAGACAUGCUGAUCCCUAACAGUAUCGCAGUGGAUUGGAAUGCUCAGAACAUCUAUUGGGUGGACUCAAGCCCUGAAGGAAAAGGAACCCUUGAGGUGAUGUCGCUCAGAUCCAGGAAGAGAUCCGUCCUGAAGAAGUAUGAAGAGGUUUCAAAGCGUCCUCAUCAGAUUGUACUGGAUCCCAACGAGAAACUGCUCUUUGUAUCCUACCCUGUUCCCGUCAAAGAAGUCAUAACCCGGAUGUGGAUGGAUGGUUCAAACCCGUUUGAUAUCAUGACCAUGGACAUUCGUGGGCCGACACAGCGCGGUGCACAAGUCGUCAGUUCUCUGGCAAUCGACCUGAUUGACAAGAAAUUGUACUGGAGUUCCAACGACAACAUGAACCAUAUUUCCUCUUGUGACUAUGCGGGAGAAAACAAGGACAUCAACAAUGAUCAUCACGCCAGGACGAUCAAAACUAUCAGUAUUCUCAAUAGGAACGUGUUUGUUCAAAACUUGGAAUACUCUGCUGACACACAGGUCAUGGAGUACCAAGAGUACGAAAACAACAACGGAGAAGAAACUCGGCACUCUAAAACCUACACCUUCCACCACCUAAAAGGAAACAUCGUGUCAAUGAGGGUAUCCAGCGUGGCAGUGUUAGAAGACGCGACCCAACCCUGUCGAGUAAACAUGUGUGUGGAACGCAUCUGCAUUCCUAAUGAUAUUGAGCCCUUCUGUAGGUGUGGAGAUGAUGAUCACAGCUGCAAGGAGGAGAACGAGCAGAAGGUGGAAGUUGUUAUGAACCAUCUCCCCGACACCCCGUCUCUGUGUAACGAAUCCAUCUGCAACGGUCACGGAACCUGUAUCCAAUACAAGCUGUCCAACAAUACCAGUUAUGGAAUGAAAUGCGAGUGUGAUGAAGGCUUUGAGAGACCCAGGUGCGCUAGAAAGAAAGGAGGGAACAUUGCUAUCUCCCCGGCGAUAGCAGUGCCAGUUGUUAUAGUUCUCAUUGGCAUAGUGGUUCUAGUUUUAUGGUGGCACCCCAAGUUAUGCAACUACCUUAACACGCAUAAGGUGUAA
Bolinopsis microptera is the source of this 1305-nucleotide messenger RNA. RefSeq names its product low-density lipoprotein receptor-like. Gene Ontology annotation, biological process: canonical Wnt signaling pathway. The transcript has 5 exons. Bases 1 to 1305 code for a protein of 434 amino acids. Lineage: Eukaryota; Metazoa; Ctenophora; Tentaculata; Lobata; Bolinopsidae. The record is from RefSeq and is a predicted model, not a curated record. Gene Ontology annotation, molecular function: Wnt receptor activity; Wnt-protein binding.